AUGGGGACGGUUUUUCAUGCGGCGGGCCCGUUUGAAGGCAAAAAGAGCUGCAAUCUCGUCCCAAGCUCAAAAACCCAUUCUCCCGCUUCCCAUAACCCCACCCUAUUUUCCCGCUUUCCAUCAUCUCGCCACAUUCUCCCACUUUCCAUCACCCCGCCCCCUUCUCUCUCCUUCCAUCACCCCGCCCCAUUCUCCCGCUUUCCAUCAGCCCGCCCCAUUCUCCCGCUUUCCAUCACCCCUCCCAUUUCUCCCACUUUCCAUCUCCCCGCCCCAUUCUCCCGCUUUCCAUCACCCCGCCCCAUUCUCCCGCUUUCCAUCACCCCGCCCCAUUCUUCCGCUUCCCAUCAUCCCGCCCCGUUCCCCCGCUUUCCAUCACCCCUCCCCAUUCUCCCUCCUUCCAUCACCCCGCCCCAUUCUCUCGCUUUCCAUCACCCCCCCCCAUUCUCCCGCUUUCCAUCACCCCGCCCCAUUCUCCCGCUUUCCAUCACCCCAGCCCAUUCUUCCUCCUUCCAUCACCCCGCCCCAUUCUCCCGCUCUCCAUCACCCCGCCCCAUUCUCCCGCCUUCCAUCACCCCGCCCCAUUCUCCCUCAUUCCAUCACCCCGCCCCAUUCUCCCGCUUUCCAGCACCCCGCCCUAUUCUCCCGCUUCCCAUAACCCCACCCCAUUCUCCCACUUUCCAUCACCCCGCCCCCUUCUCUCUCCUUCCAUCACCCCGCCCCAUUCUCCCUCCUUCCAUCACCCCGCCCCAUUCUCCUGCUUUCCAUCAGCCCGCCCCAUUCUCCCGCUUUCCAUCACCCCGCCCCAUUCUCCCUCCUUCCAUCACCCCGCCCCAUUCUCCCGCUUUCCAUCACCCCGCCACAUUCUCCCGCUUUCUAUCAGCCCACCCCAUUCUCCCUCCUUCCAUCACUCCGCCCCAUUCUCCCGAUUUCCAUCACCCCGCCCCAUUCUCCCGAUUUCCAUCACCCCGCCCCAUUCUCCCGCUUUCCAUCACCCCGCCCCAUUCUCCCGCUUUCCAUCACCCCGCCCCAUUCUCCUUCCUUCCAUCACCCCGCCCCAUUCUCCUGCUUUCCAUCAGCCCGCCCCAUUCUCCCGCUUUCCAUCACCCCGCCCCAUUCUCCCUCCUUCCAUCACCCCGCCCCAUUCUCCCGCUUUCCAUCACCCCGCCCCAUUCUCCCGCUUCCCAUAACCCCACUCCAUUCUCCUGCUUUCCAUCACCCCGCCACAUUCUCCCGCUUUCCAUCACCCCGCCCCAUUCUCCCUCAUUCCAUCACCCCGCCCCAUUCUCCCGCUUUCCAUCACCCCGCCCCAUUCUCCCGCUUCCCAUAACCCCACCCCAUUCUCUCGCUUUCCAUCACCCCGCCACAUUUUCCCACUUUCCAUCACCCCGCCCCCUUCUCUCUCCUUCCAUCACCCCGCCCCAUUCUCCCUCCUUCCAUCACCCCGCCCCAUUCUCCCGCUUUCCAUCAGCCCGCCCCGUUCUCCCGCUUUCCAUCACCCCGCCCCUUUCUCCCGCUUUCCAUCUCCCCGCCACAUUCUCCCGCUUUCCAUCACCCCGCCCCAUUCUCCCGCUUUCCAUCACCCCGCCCCAAUCUUCCGCUUCCCAUCAUCCCGCCCCAUUCCACCACUUUCCAUCACCCCUCCCCAUUCUCCCUCCUUCCAUCACCCCGCCCCAUUCUUCCGCUUUCCAUCACCCGCCCCAGUCUCCCGCUUUCCAUCACCUCGCCCCAUUCUGCCGCUUUCCAUCACCCCGCCCCAUUCUUUUGCUUUCCAUCACCCCGCCCCAUUCUCCCGCUUUCCAUCACCCUGCCCCAUUCACCCGCCACAUUCUCUCGCUUUCCAUCACCCCGCCCCAUUCUCCCGCUUUCCAUCACUCGCUCCAUUCUCCCGCCUUCCAUCACCCCGCCCCAUUCUCCCGCUUUCCAUCACCCCGCCCCAUUCUCCCGCUUUCCAUCAUUCCACCCCAUUCUUCCGCUUUCCAUCACCCCGACCCAUUCUCCCACUUUCCAUCACCCCGCCCCAUUCUCCCUCCUUCCAUCACCCCGCCUCAUUCUCCCUCCUUCUAUCACCCCGCCCCAUUCUCUCGCUUUCCAUCACCCUGCCCCCCCCAUUCUCCCGCUUUCCAUCACCCUGCCCCAUUCUCCCGCUUUCCAUCAUCCCGCCCCAUUCUUUUGCUUCCCAUCAUCCCGCCCCAUUCCCCCGCUUUCCAUCACCCCUCCCCAUUCUCCCUCCUUCCAUCACCCCGCCCCAUUCUCUCGCUUUCCAUCACCCCGCCCCAUUCUCCUGCUUUCCAUCACCCCGCCCCAUUCUCCCGCUUUCCAUCACUCCGCCCCAUUAUCCCUCCUUCCAUCACCCCGCCCCAUUCUCCCUCCUUCCAUCACCGCGCCACAUUCUCCCACUUUCUAUCACCCCACCCCAUUCUCCCUCCUUCCAUCACCCCGCUCCAUUCUCCCGCUUUCCAUCACCCCGCCCCAUUCUCCCGAUUUCCAUCACCCCGUUCCAUUCUCCCGCUUUCCAUCACCCCGCCCCAUUCUCCCGCUUUCCAUCACCCCGCCCCAUUCUCCCGCUUUCCAUCAUCCCGCCCCAUUCUUCCGCUUCCCAUCAUCCCGCCCCAUUCCCCUGCUUUCCAUCACCCCUCCCCAUUCUCCCUCCUUCCAUCACCCCGCCCCAUUCUCUCGCUUUCCAUCACCCCGCCCCAUUCUCCCGCUUUCCAUCACCCCGCCCCAUUCUCCCGCUUUCCAUCACUCCGCCCCAUUAUCCCUCCUUCCAUCACCCCGCCCCAUUCUCCCUCCUUCCAUCACCCCGCCCCAUUCUCCCGCUUUCCAUCACCCCGCCUCAUUCUCCCGCUUCCCAUAACCCCACCCCAUUCUCCCGCUUUCCAUCACCCCGCCACAUUCUCCCACUUUCUAUCACCCCGCCCCCUUCUCUCUCCUUCCAUCACCCCGCCCCAUUCUCCCUCCUUCCAUCACCCUGCCCCAUUCUCCCGCUUUCCAUCAGCCCGCCCCAUUCUCCCGCUUUCCAUCACCCCUCCCCUUUCUCCCGCUUUCCAUCUCCCCGCCCCAUUCUCCCGCUUUCCAUCACCCCGCCCCAUUCUCCUGCUUUCCAUCACCCCGCCCCAUUCUUCCGCUUCCCAUCAUCCCGCCCCGUUCCCCCGCUUUCCAUCACCCCUCCCCAUUCUCCCUCCUUCCAUCACCCCGCCCCAUUCUCUCGCUUUCCAUCACCCCGCCCCAUUCUCCCGCUUUCCAUCACCCCGACCCAUUCUCCCGCUUUCCAUCACCCCGCCCCAUUCUUCCUCCUUCCAUCACCCCGCCCCAUUCUCCCGCUUUCCAUCCCCUCGCCCCAUUCUCCCUCCUUCCAUCACCCCCCCCCAUUCUCCCUCAUUCCAUCACCCUGCCCCAUUCUCCCGCUUUCCAUCACCCCGCCCCAUUCUCCCGCUUCCCAUAACCCCACCCCAUUCUCCCGCUUUCCAUCACCCCGCCACAUUUUCCCACUUUCCAUCACCCCGCCCCCUUCUCUCUCCUUCCAUCACCUCGCCCCAUUCUCCCUCCUUCCAUCAACCCGCCCCAUUCUCCCGCUUUCCAUCAGCCCGCCCCAUUCUCCCGCUUUCCAUUACCCCGCCCCUUUCUCCCGCUUUCCAUCUCCCUGCCCCAUUCUCCCGCUUUCCAUCACCCCGCCCCAUUCUCCCGCUUUCCAUCACCCAGCCCCAUUCUCCCGCUUUCCAUCACCCCGCCCCAUUCUCCCGCUUUCCAUCACCCAGCCCCAUUCUCCCGCUUUCCAUCAUCCCGCCCCAUUUUCCCGCUUUCCAUCACCCCGCCCCAUUCUCCCGCUUUCCAUCACCCUGCCCCAAUCUCCCGCUUCCCAUCACCCCACCCCAUUCUCCCUCCUUCUAUCACCCCGCCCCAUUCUCCCGCUUUCCAUCACCCCGCCCCAUUCUCCCGCUUUCCAUCACCCAGCCUCAUUCUCCCGCUUUCCAUCACCCCGCCCCAUUCUCCCGCUUUCCAUCACCCCGCCCCAUUCUACCGCUUUCCAUCACCCCGCCCCAUUCUCCCUCCUAUCUCCCCGCCCAAUUCUCCCGCUUUCCAUCACCCCGUCCCAUUCUCCCUCCUUCCAUCACCCCGCCCCAUUCUCCCUCCUUCCAUCACCCCGCCCCAUUCUCCCUCAUUCCAUCACCCUGCCCCAUUCUCCCGCUUUCCAUCACCCCGCCCCAUUCUCCCGCUUCCCAUAACCCCACCCCAUUCUCCCGCUUUCCAUCACCCCGCCACAUUUUCCCACUUUCCAUCACCCCGCCCCCUUCUCUCUCCUUCCAUCACCUCGCCCCAUUCUCCCUCCUUCCAUCAACCCGUCCCAUUCUCCUGCUUUCCAUCAGCCCGCCCCAUUCUCCCGCUUUCCAUUACCCCGCCCCUUUCUCCCAUUUUCCAUCUCCCUGCCCCAUUCUCCCGCUUUCCAUCACCCCGCCCCAUUCUCCCGCUUUCCAUCACCCAGCCCCAUUCUCCCGCUUUCCAUCACCCCGCCCCAUUCUCCCGCUUUCCAUCACCCAGCCCCAUUCUCCCGCUUUCCAUCACCCCGCCCCAUUUUCCCGCUUUCCAUCACCUCGCCCCAUUCUCCCGCUUUCCAUCACCCUGCCCCAAUCUCCCGCUUUCCAUCACCCCACCCCAUUCUCCCUCCUUCCAUCACUCCGCCCCAUUCUCCCGCUUUCCAUCACCCCGCCCCAUUCUCCCGCUUUCCAUCACCCAGCCUCAUUCUCCCGCUUUCCAUCACCCCGCCCCGUUCUCCCGCUUUCCAUCACCCCGCCCCAUUCUCCCGCUUUCCAUCACCCCGCCCCAUUCUCCCUCCUUCCAUCUCCCCGCCCCAUUCUCCCACUUUCCAUCACCCCGUCCCAUUCUCCCUCCUUCCAUCACCCCGCCCCAUUCUCCCUCCUUCCAUCACCGCGCCCCAUUCUCCCGCUUUCCAUCAGCCCGCCCCAUUCUCCCGCUUCCCAUAACCCCACCCCCUUCUCCCGCUUUCCAUCACCCCGCCACAUUCUCCCGCUUUCUAUCACCCCGCCCUAUUCUCCCUCCUUCCAUCACCCCGCCCCAUUCUCCCGCUUUCCAUCACCCCGCCCCAUUCUCCCGCUUUCCAUCAUCCCGCCCCAUUCUCCCUCCUUCCAUCACCCCGCCCCAUUCUCCCGCAUUCCAUCACUCCGCCCCAUUCUCCCUCCUUCCAUCACCCCGCCCCAUUCUCCCUGCUUCCAUCACCCCGCCCCAUUCUCCCGCUUUUCAUCACCCCGCCCCAUUCUCCCGCUUCCCAUAACCCCACCCCCGCCCCAUUCUCCCGCUUUCCAUCACCCCUCCCAUUUCUCCCACUUUCCAUCUCCCCGCCCCAUUCUCCCGCUUUCCAUCACCCCGCCCCAUUCUCCCACUUUCCAUCACCCCGCCCCAUUCUUCCGCUUCCCAUCAUCCCGCCCCCUUCCCCCGCUUUCCAUCACCCCUCCCCAUUCUCCCUCCUUCCAUCACCCCGCCCCAUUCUCUCGCUUUCCAUCACCCCGCCCCAUUCUCCCGCUUUCCAUCACCCCGCCCCAUUCUCCCGCUUUCCAUCACCCCAGCCCAUUCUUUUUCCUUCCAUCACCCCGCCCCAUUCUCCGGCUUUCCAUCACCCCGCCCCAUUCUCCCUCCUUCCAUCACCCCGCCCCAUUCUCCCUCAUUCCAUCACCCCGCCCCAUUCUCCCGCUUUCCAUCACCCCGCCCCAUUCUCCCGCUUCCCAUAACCCCACCCCAUUCUCCCGCUUUCCAUCACCCCGCCAAAUUUUCCCACUUUCCGUCACCCCGCCCCCUUCUCUCUCCUUCCAUCACCCCGCCCCAUUCUCCCUCCUUCCAUCACCCCGCCCCAUUCUCCUGCUUUCCAUCAGCCCGCCCCAUUCUCCCGCUUUCCAUCACCCCGCCCCAUUCUCCCUCCUUCCAUCACCCCGCCCCAUUCUCCCGCUUUCCAUCACCCCGCCCCAUUCUCCCGCUUCCCAUAACCCCACUCCAUUCUCCCGCUUUCCAUCACCCCGCCACAUUCUCCCGCUUUCUAUCACCCCGCCCCAUUCUCUUUCCUUCCAUCACCCCGCCCCAUUUUCCCGCUUUCGAUCACCCCGCCCCAUUCUCCCGAUUUCCAUCACCCCGCCCCAUUCUCCCGCUUUCCAUCACCCCGCCCCAUUCUCCCGCUUUCCAUCACCCCGCCCCAUUCUCCCGCUUUCCAUCACCCCACCCCAUUCUUCCGCUUCCCAUCAUUACGCCCCAUUCCCCCGCUUUCCAUCACCCCUCCCCAUUCUCCCUCCUUCCAUCACCCCGCCCCAUUCUCUCGCUUUCCAUCACCCCGCCCCAUUCUCCGGCUUUCCAUCACCCCGCCCCAUUCUCCCGCUUUCCAUCACUCCGCCCCAUUAUCCCUCCUUCCAUCACCCCGCCCCAUUCUCACUCCUUCCAUCACCCCGCCCCAUUCUCCCGCUGUCCAUCACCCCGCCUCAUUCUCCCGCUUCCGAUAACCCCACCCCAUUCUCCCGCUUUCCAUCACCCCGCCACAUUCUCCCACUUUCUAUCACCCCGCCCCCUUCUCUCUCCUUCUAUCACCCCGCCCCAUUCUCCCUCCUUCCAUCACCCUGCCCCAUUCUCCCGCUUUCCAUCACCCCGCCCCAUUCUCCCGCUUUCCAUCACCCCUCCCCUUUCUCCCGCUUUCCAUCUCCCCGCCCCAUUCUCCCGCUUUCCAUCACCCCGCCCCAUUCUCCUGCUUUCCAUCACCCCGCCCCAUUCUUCCGCUUCCCAUCAUCCCGCCCCAUUCUCCCGCUUUCCAUCACCCCUCCCCAUUCUCCCUCCUUCCAUCACCCCGCCCCAUUCUCUCGCUUUCCAUCACCCCGCCCAAUUCUCCCGCUUUCCAUCACCCCGACCCAUUCUCCCGCUUUCCAUCACCCCGCCCCAUUCUCCCUCCUUCCAUCACCCCGCCCCAUUCUUCCGCUUUCCAUCACCCCGCCCCAUUCUCCCUCCUUCAAUCACCCUGCCCCAUUCUCCCUCAUUCCAUCACCCUGCCCCAUUCUCCCGCUUUCCAUCACCCCGCCCCAUUCUCCGGCUUCCCAUAACCCCACUCCAUUCUCCCUCUUUCCAUCACCCCGCCACAUUUUCCCACUUUCCAUCACCCCGCCCCCUUCUAUCUCCUUCCAUCACCCCGCCCCAUUCUCCCUCCUUCCAUCAACCCGCCCCAUUCUCCCGCUUUCCAUCAACCCGCCCCAUUCUCCCGCUUUCCAUCACCCCGCCCCUUUCUCCAGCUUUCCAUCUCCCUGCCCCAUUCUCCCACUUUCCAUCACCCCACCCCAUUCUCCCGCUUUCACUCACCCAGCCCCAUUCUCCCGCUUUCCAUCAGCCCGCCCCAUUCUCUCGCUUUCCAUCACCCAGCCCCAUUCUCCCGCUUUCCAUCACCCCGCCCCAUUUUCCCACUUUCCAUCACCCCGCCCCAUUCUCCCGCUUUCCAUCACCCUGCCCCAAUCUCCCGCUCUCCAUCAUCCCACCCAAUUCUCCCUCCUUCCAUCACCCCGCCCCAUUCUCCCGCUUUUCAUCACCCCGCCCCAUUCUCCCGCUUUCCAUCACCCCGCCCCAUUCUCCCUCCUUCCAUCACCCCGCCCCAUUCUCCUGCUUUCCAUCACCCCGUCCCAUUCUCCCUCCUUCCAUCACCCCGCCCCAUUCUCCCGCUUUCCAUCACCCCGCCCCAUUCUCCCGCUUUCCAUCAGCCCGCCCCAUUCUCCCGCUUUCCAUCACCCCUCCCCUUUCUCCCACUUUCCAUCUCCCCGCCCCAUUCUCCCGCUUUCCAUCACCCCGCCCCAUUCUCCCGCUUUCCAUCACCCCGCCCCAUUCUUCCGCUUCCCAUCAUCCCGCCCCAUUCCCCCCCUUUCCAUCACCCCUCCCCAUUCUCCCUCCUUCCAACACCCCGCCCCAUUCUCUCGCUUUCCAUCACCCCGCCCCAUUCUCCCGCUUUCCAUCACCCCGCCCCAUUCUCCCGCUUACCAUCACCCCAGCCCAUUCUUCCUCCUUCCAUCACCCCGCCCCAUUCUCCCGCUUUCCAUCACCCCGCCCCAUUCUCCCUCAUUCCAUCACCCCGCCCCAUUCUCCCGCUUUCCAUCACCCCGCCCCAUUCUCCUGCUUCCCAUAACCCCACCCCAUUCUCCCGCUUUCCAUCACCCCGCCACAUUUUUCCACUUUCCAUCACCCCGCCCCCUUCUCUCUCCUUCCAUCACCCCGCCCCAUUCUCCCUCCUUCCAUCACUCCGCCCCAUUCUCCUGCUUUCCAUCAGCCCGCCCCAUUCUCCCGCUUUCCAUCACCCCGCCCCUUUCUCCUGCUUUCCAUCUCCCCGCCCCAUUCUCCCGCUUUCCAUCACCCCACCCCAUUCUCCCGCUUUCCAUCACCCCGCCCCAUUCUUCCGCUUCCCAUCAUCCCGCCCCUUUUCCCCGCUUUCCAUCACCCCUCCCCAUUCUCCCUCCUUCCAUCACCCCGCCCCAUUCUCCCGCUUUCCAUCACCCGCCCCAUUCUCCUGCUUUCCAUCACCCCGCCUCAAUCUUUUGCUUUCCAUCACCCCGCCCCAAUCUCCCGCUUUCCAUCACCCUGCCCCAUUCACCCGCUUUCCAUCACCCGCCCCAUUCUCCCGCUUUCCAUCACCCCGCCCAUUCUCCCGCUUUCCAUCACCCCGCCCCAUUCUCCCGCUUUCCAUCCCCCCGCCCCAUUCUCCCGCUUUCCAUCACCCCGCCCCAUUCUCCCGCUUUCCAUCACUCCGCCCCAUUCUCCCGCUUUCCAUCACCCCGACCCAUUCUCCCACUUUCCAUCCCCCCGCCCCCUUCUCCCUCCUUCCAUCACCCCGCCCCAUUCUCCCUCCUUCCAUCACCCCGCCCCAUUCUCCCGCUUUCCAUCACCCCGCCCCAUUCUCCCGCUUUCCAUCACCCCGCCCCAUUCUCCCGCUUUCCAUCACCCCGCCCCAUUCUCCCGCUUUCCAUCACCCCGCCCCAUUCUCCCUCCUUCCAUCACCCCGCCCCAUUCUCCCUCCUUCCAUCACCCCGCCCCAUUCUCCCGCUUUCCAUCACCCCGCCCCAUUCUCCCGCUUCCCAUAACCCCACCCCAUUCUACCGCUUUCCAUCACCCCGCCACAUUCUCCCACUUUCCAUCACCCCGCCCCCUUCUCUCUCCUUCCAUCAACCCGCCCCAUUCUCCCUCCUUCCAUCACCCCGCCCCAUUCUCCCGCUUUCCAUCACCCCGCCCCAUUCUCCCGCUUUCCAUCACCCCUCCCCUUUCUCCCGCUUUCCAUCUCCCUGCCCCAUUCUCCCGCUUUCUAUCACCCCGCCCCAUUGUCCCGCUUUCCAUCACCCCGCCCCAUUCUUCCGCUACCCAUCAUCCCGACCCAUUCCACCGCUUUCCAUCACCCCUCCCCAUUCUCCCUCCUUCCAUCAACCCGCCCCAUUCUCUCGCUUUCCAUCACCCCGCCCCAUUCUCUCGCUUUCCAUCACCCCGCCCCAUUCUCCCACUUUCCAUCACCCCGCCCCAUUCUCCCGCUUUCCAUCACCCCGACCCAUUCUCCCACUUUCCAUCACCCCGCCCCCUUCUCCCUCCUUCCAUCACCCCGCCCCAUUCUCCCUCCUUCCAUCACCCCGCCCCAUUCUCCCGCUUUCCAUCACCCCGCCCCGGCAUUCUCCCCCAAUCCAUCACCCCUCCCCAUUUUCACUCUUUCCAUCACCCCGUCCCAUUCUCCCGCUUUCCAUCACCCCGCCCCAUUCUCCCUCUUUCCAUCACCCCGCCCCAUUCUCCCCCAAUCCAUCACCCCGCCCCAUUCUCCCGCUUUCCAUCACCCCGCCCGCUCCAUUCUCCCGCUUUCCAUCACCCCGCCCAAUUCUCCCUCUUUCCAUCACCCCUCCCCAUUCUCCCUCUUUCAUCACCCCGCCCCAUUAUCCCGCUUUCCAUCACCCCGCCCCAUUCUCCCUCUAUCCAUCACCCCGCCCAAUUCUCCCACUUUCCAUCACCCCCCCGCCCCAUUCUCCCGCUUUCCAUCACCCCGCUCCAUUCUCCCGCUUUCCAUCACCCCGCCCCAUUCUUCCGCUUCCCAUCAUCCCGCCCCUUUUCCCCGCUUUCCAUCACCCCUCCCCAUUCUCCCUCCUUCCAUCACCCCGCCCCAUUCUCCCGCUUUCCAUCACACCGCCCCAUUCUCCCGCUUUCCAUCACCCUGCCCCAUUCACCCGCUUUCCAUCACCUCGCCCCAUUCUCCCGCUUUCCAUCACCCCGCCCCAUUCUCCCGCUUUCCAUCACCCUGCCCCAUUCACCCGCUUUCCAUCACCCGCCCCAUUCUCCCUCUUUCCAUCACCCCGCCUUAUUCUCCCGCUUUCCAUCACCCCGCCCCAUUGUCCCGCUUUCCAUCCCCCCGCCCCAUUCUCCCACUUUCCAUCACCCCGCCCCAUUCUCCCGCUUUCUAUCACUCCGCCCCAUUCUCCCGCUUUCCAUCACCCUGACCCAUUCUCCCACUUUCCAUCACCCCGCCCCAUUCUCCCUCCUUCCAUCACCCCGCCUCAUUCUCCCUCCUUCCAUCACCCCGCCCCAUUCUCCCGCUUUCCAUCACCCCGCCCCAUUCUCCCGCUUUUCAUCACCCCGCCCCAUUCUCCCGCUUUCCAUCACCCCGCCCCAUUCUCUUGCCUUCCAUCACCCCGCCCCAUUCUCCCGCUUUCCAUCACCCCGCCCCAUUCUCCCGCUUUCCAUCACCACGCCCCAUUCUCCCGCCUUCCAUCACCCCGCCCCAUUAUCCCUCCUUCCAUCACCCCGCCCCAUUCUCCCGCUUUCCAUCACUCCGCCCCAUUCUCCCGCUUUCCAUCACCCCACCCCAAUCUCCCUCUUUCCAUCACCCCGCCCCAUUCUCCCGCUUUCCAUCACCCCGCCCCAUUCUCCCGCUUUCCAUCACCCCGCCCCAUUCUCCUGCUUUCCAUCACCCCGCCCCAAUCUCCCUCUUUCCAACACCCCACCCCAUUCUCCCUCCUUCCAUCACCCCGCCCCAUUCACCUGCGUUCUAUCACCCCGCCCCAUUCUCCCGCCCCAAUUUCCCGUUUUCCAACACCCUCGCCACAUUCUCCUGCUUUCCAUCACCCCGCCCCAUUCUCCCACUUUCCACCUCCCCGCCCCAUUCUCCCGCUUUCCAUCACCCCGCCCCAUUCUCCCGCUUUCCAUCGACCCACCCCAUCCUCCCACCUUCCAUCACCCCGCCCCAUUCUCUUCCUUUCCAUCACCCCGCCCCAUUCUCCCGCUUUCCAUCACCCUGCCCCAUACUCCCGCUUUCCAUCACCCCGCCCGGUUCUCCUGCUUUCCAUCACCCCGCCCCAUUCUCCCGAUUUCCAUCACCCCGCCCCAUUCUCCGGCUUUGUAACACCCCGCCCCAUUCUCCCUCCUUCCCUCACCCCGCCCCAUUCUCCCUCCUUCCAUCACCCCGCCCCAUUCUCCUUCCUUCAAUCGCCCCGCCCCAUUCUCCUGCUUUCCAUCACCCCGCCCCAUUCUCCCUCCUUCCAUCACCCCACCCCAUUCUCCCGCUUUCCAUCACCACGCCCCAUUCUCCCGCUUUCCAUCACCCCGCCCCCCCCGCCCUAUUCUCCCGCUUUCCAUCACCUCGCCCCAUUCUCCCGCUUUCCAUCACCCCGCCCCAAUCUCCCUCCUUCCAUCACCCCACCCCAUUCUCCCUCCGUUAAUCAUCACGCCCCAUUCUCCCGCUUUCCAUCACCCCGCCCCAUUUUCCCGCUUUCCAUCACCACGCCACAUUCUCCCACUUUCCAUCACCCCGCCCCAUUCUCCCGCUUUCCAUCACCCCGCCCCAUUCUCCCCCUUUCCAUCACCCCACCCCAUUCUCCCUCCCUCCAGCAGAGCGCCCCAUUUUCCCUCCUUCCAUCACCCUGCCCCAUUCUCCCACUUUCCAUCACCUCGCCCCAUUCUCACGCUUUCCAUCACCGCGCCCCAUUCUCCUGCUUUCCAUCACCCCGCCCCAUUCUCCCUCCUUCCAUCACCCCGCCCCAUUCUCCCUCCUUCCAUAACCCCGCCCCAUUCUCCCGCUUUCCAUCACCCUGCCCCAUUCUCCCGCUUUCCAUCACCCCGCCCCAUUCUCCCGCUUUCCCUCACCCCACCCCAUUCUCCCACACUCCAUAG
This is a messenger RNA of Closterium sp. NIES-65, 12153 nucleotides long. The record is from the annotation of a GenBank genome assembly. NCBI's taxonomy places the organism in Eukaryota, Viridiplantae, Streptophyta, Zygnematophyceae, Desmidiales, Closteriaceae.